Molecule: messenger RNA, 4315 nt
Organism: Ananas comosus (pineapple)
Lineage: Eukaryota; Viridiplantae; Streptophyta; Magnoliopsida; Poales; Bromeliaceae
Product: tRNA(adenine(34)) deaminase, chloroplastic-like
Exons: 5
Coding region: 95-3997 (1300 amino acids)
Biological process (GO): tRNA wobble adenosine to inosine editing
Cellular component (GO): chloroplast
Molecular function (GO): tRNA-specific adenosine deaminase activity
Source: RefSeq, a predicted model, not a curated record
UACAUUGCGGCGGAGCACCACACCGCGCCUCCACUUCACCUUCGCCGGGGCUGGGGAGUAAUUUUCCGUGUUUCCGAUUUUACCCCUCCCCUCCAUGUACAGCGGCUACGCCACCACCGCCCUCCUCGCGAGGGCAAACUCGUCAUUUCACUACUCCGACCGGCCCCCCUCCUCCUCCGUCGCCAUAAACCCUAGCCUCCUCCUCCUCAACGCCUACCUCCUCCAUCGCCACUCCGCGUUCCUCUACUGGUCCCGCUCCCGAACCUUCCUCCCCGCGCGUGCCGCCUCCGCCGCCGAGCGGCGGCGCUGCUGCUGCUGCUGCUGCGCCGGCGCCGGCGCCGCACCGGGCUUCGCCGAGGCGGCGAUCGGGUUCUUGGCGUGGGAGCGAUCGGAUCUCCGACCGGGAACGAGCCGCGAGGAAUCUCGGAGGGGGGAGAGGAGAGAUCGCGCGUGCUCGGCGUGUGGAUCGGAGCGAUCGCGGCGUCGAGGAGGUGGGGAGCGGAGGAGGAGGCUUGUUGAGAGGCAGGUUCGAGAAUUAUGGAGAUACGAUGACGACGACGACGACGACGACGACAAUGAGUGGGAGGAGAGAGAGAAAAUGGCUAGAAAGGAUAAGGGCUCUAAUUCUAGGGUUUAUGGUAAUAGAAAGAGAGAAGACUAUGAUUAUGAUGAGCAUGACGAUGACACGGCUUGUAGAGAGGCGUUUCGUCGAACAUCUGAUGCGCAUCGAGGCGGUAGAGAAAGGGUCGACGAGAGGACGGCCCGAUAUCAGCGGAGAAGCGAAGAGAGUGAGGAGGAAGAGAGGGAUUUGAGGACCGGGUCGCGGAAAUUUACGCGAACAUUUGAUAGGCAUGAUGAUGAUGAUGAUAGGAGGAGGAGGGCGGGGGCUUCUUCGACAAAGGUGAGUAAGAAAGAUUUGAUUCGUCACGCUGAGGAGAGAGAUCAUUACGACAGCGAAGAGGAGGAACAGCAUUUGAGGAGAAGAGAAUUGAAGGAGAGAACUCGAAACAGUAACUCAGAUCGGCGAGUAGUAGGCCGAUCUGAACGGAGGAUUGAAGAUAGUAAGGACGAAGAGAGAGACGAAGAAUUGUGUUAUGAGGCGCGAAGUAGAUCGAAAGCAUCGGCACGAACAAUCAAUGUGCGUGAGGAUGAUACGAGGAGUUCAUCUUCAAGUUUGAGGAAAAUGGUCGCUGCGAAGAAGGUGAGUAAGCAGGAUUCACAGCUUGUAACAAGAACAGAUUCAAAGGAAAAUUAUUAUCAAAAUAAUAAUAGGAAAAUAGUCGAGGACGAUUCGAGGAUAAUCGGUAGUUCUCACAACCGGUUUGAUUCGAGGAAGACGGAUUACAGUGUCGGCAUCGCUUCAUCUUCAAAGCAGAAUACGAAAUAUGAUCUGCAAAUAGUCGGGCAGAACGAAUCGAAAAGAAGCUCGGAGAAAAUCAUGGACAUAUCGGAAGUCAAGAAUCACAAUAUUCAGAAUCAACAGCAUAGAGAAGACAAUUCUACUCAGCUGAUGAGAAAUGAUCGAACCCAAAUCGAUCAGCAGGUAAGCGGUAGAACAGAAUUAGAUGUUACAGCUUCAUCUCAAAAUCGGCACACUCAGAGCAAUAUUGAUAACAAAAGGGUUAGGGAAGAUAAUUUUCCCUCAAUUCGGAACUCAGAACAGCAGAUAAGGCACAGUCGAAGCCAAAUCGAUCAGCAGGUGAUCGAUAGAACAGAUUUAAGUACCUCGAAUGUGACGAAUCGGCGCAGCGAGAUAGAUCAGAAACUGACGGGGUAUACAGAAUCGAGUAAAAGCUCGGAAAAUCUCGUGGAUAUAUCGGAGGACAGGAGCAGCGAUGAUAGGAGAGAGGAUCGAAGGGAUGCGUCUUCUUCAACUCAUAAUCUAGUUGAGGUUUCGAGGGAUAAGAGAACCGAUAUCAAUCAACGGAUAGUACACAAUACGGAACUCGAUGUGCAGAACAUAACUCAGGUCAAUGUCACUAAUAUUGCUAGUAGUAGUUCGCAAAGCAUUGAGGAGAAUAGAAGGGACAAUCGAGAGCAUACAACUUUUGUUGUGAAUCUUGUUGGCGGGUCCAAUUCCGGUACAAGAAGCGACGACGAAAUCCAUAGACAAAGUCUAGAGGUUUCUACAUCUAAUAUAGAGAGGCUAGACAACGAGAUGAUCGAGAAUAGGCGUCUCGAACGUCAGCAUAGUUUUAGAGUCGACUCAGGUCAGAAUACUGUUUUGUCGAAUUAUUCGAGGAGUGAUAUCGAAAGAAGGGAAAACCGCGAACUGAUUCGGGAGGUGGAGGAAGAAAGGAGCAGAAUCCAAGAGGAGAGCCAACAGCAAACUAGUCAAAUGGUUAUUUCUGGUAGUUUGGAGUCCGCUACUCGAUUACAGGAUUCCUCCGCAUCAUAUGUGGGAGAGUUUGUCGACAAACUAAGCCAAGAAAUGUCAAAUUCUGACAAAAGAGAUAAUUCAUUGAAAAUUUCUUCUGAAAUUGAGGCAGAAACAGUGCGCGGCAGAACAAGCCAAGGUACUGUAGUUGAUACUACGGCAAAGCAUAAAGAUGGGAAACAUACAGAAGUUGUUCUGACCACCAGUACUCAAACAGGUGAAUCCUCUAGUGCUCAAAAAACCCACAAAUCGUUGUGGGCUUUUGUCGCUGAUAUUAUUCGAUUGGGUUGGAUUCAUCAAGGUGAAUCUCACAAUCCAAAUAAGAAAUCAGGUAAAAAGAGUUUGUCUCAUAAUUCCACGAGUACCGAGGCUUGGUUUUCCGGGCAAGAGCACGAAACCGAUGAAACCCAAAAGAAAGGCAAAAUCAGCUCGCCCAAAGAACAACCAUUGCUCAUUGAAAGGCCUUUUGAUACACCGAUGAUAACAUCAGAAACGGGUACAUCAGCAUCAACUUCAGUAGAUUUAGCGAGAAAAUCGCGAGAAAGGACUGAGGUUAAUGAAGAAGGACGCAGAAGUACUCCUAGUGUAAUAACAGUCGACCAGCCUUUGAAUGUAAUAGAUGAUACAGCUUCGGCUUCUAUAAUAGAGAUUACUGAUAGUGGGAAUGCGCAAGUUCCUGUGAUAGAAGAACCGCCGGAGAUUUUGCAAAUUGGAGGGAAAGAAGGGGAGUUGAGGCGGAGAAAGCUUCAAAGGAAUAAGCAAGUGUUAAAAGAAACGUUCGACGAUUGGGAGGAAGCGUUGGCUUCUUCAAUACGAAUAACCGAUAGCGGGAACACACGAGCUCCUAUAAUAGACGAACCGCAUGAGUUCGUCCAAAGUGAAGGGAGAGAUGGAGAGUUGGAGCAGAGGAAACUUCAAAGGAAUAAUCAAGUGGUAAAAGAAACGUUCGAUGAGUGGGAGGAAGCGUUUAAGCGUGACAGUGAGCAGAGGAAGCUGGAUGAGUUUUUCAUGAGGGAGGCUCUGGUGGAAGCUCAGAGGGCUGCAGAUAUAUGGGAAGUGCCGGUCGGGGCUGUGCUCGUACAGAAUGGGGAAAUCAUUGCGCGUGGUUGCAAUCUAGUUGAAGAGCUGAGGGACUCAACUGCUCAUGCUGAGAUGAUUUGUAUACGCGAGGCUUCCAAUGUUCUUCGGAGUUGGCGCCUUGCGGGCACAACACUGUAUAUUACACUCGAACCUUGUCCAAUGUGUGCCGGGGCAAUUCUUCAAGCGAGAAUCGACACUGUGGUGUGGGGAGCUCCAAACAAGCUUCUGGGAGCUGAUGGUAGCUGGGUUAGGCUUUUUCCGGGAAACGACGAGAGUAACAGUUUAAAUCCAUCGGACAAACCAAUCGGCCCCGUCCACCCUUUCCACCCAAACAUAACCAUACGGCGAGGAGUCCUCGCUCCCGAAUGUGCGGAAGCGAUGCAACAAUUCUUUCAUUUGAGGAGGAAGAAGAGGAACAAGAAGGCUGAGCCUCCGCCUCCGCCGCCGCCGCCUCCUCCUUCGUGCCUUCCGAUGCCCGCCCACCCGCUCAAGUUCUUCACGAAGAUGCCUGGCAUGUUCUCCAUGUUCUUCUGCGUGUAGUAUUAUUUUUUUCGGCUUUUGCUGUGUAGCUGUAAAUUAUGAUCAUCUUUUUUUUUCUCUCUAAUGUUUUAUGCAUCUGCAUAAACUUUGUUGUCUACAUUUUCUGCGACAGCGAGUGCGCGAGAUUUCAAUUUGUUGGUAUUUCGUUGCCGUUCGAAUGCGCGAAAGUUUUUUAAUUUUUGAUUAAAAGAUUUCGUUUGAGAAUCAAAUGCAGUUGUGAUUUAGUUGGUGUGUUGUAAAAUUAUUGUCUCAGUAAAUUGUGAAUGAGACUGAAUUUUUUAUGAUCAAAAUUUAUCUUGAAUGAAUUCUUGGGCCUCA